Messenger RNA from Micromonas commoda, 4755 nucleotides. RefSeq lists its product with no specific name. Gene Ontology annotation, molecular function: calcium ion binding. The record is from RefSeq and is a predicted model, not a curated record. The transcript has a single exon. Lineage: Eukaryota; Viridiplantae; Chlorophyta; Mamiellophyceae; Mamiellales; Mamiellaceae. The coding region runs from base 1 to 4755 and encodes 1584 amino acids.
AUGCCGGAGGGCACGCCGACGGCGUUUCCGACGGGCCGCUUCGCGCCGGUGUCGACCCGCGACGAACCCCCGACGCAGCCGACGACGCCCGCCGAGGCCGACCGAACGUCCGCGUCGCCCUCGAUCGGGUCGUGGACGCGCGGGAGGAAGACCAUCGCGGUGGUCUCCGAGGAGGAGCCCGGCGCGAGUGACGAGGACGGCGACGACGGCGACGACUCCUUCGACGACAGCGCCAAGGGCGACACGCCCGAGAAGCCAACCGCCGCGACCGUCGGCAUCCCGCGCGACCCGCCCCAACCCUCGCACGUGCACGUGGUCGUCGUAUCGUGCAAAGGCCUGAGGGGCGCGGACUUCACCGGGUACUCCGACCCGUUCGUCGAGGUUGGCGCAUUCGGCGCGACCAAAAAUCGCAGAUUCAGGACCAAGCCGUGCCGACAGACGCUGAACCCGUCGUGGAACACGAACGAGGCCAGGUUCCUGGUGGCGUGCGACGCUUCAUCUUCCGACGGCGGCGGCGGCGCCACGCCGUUCCAGGGCCUGGUGUUCUCCGUCUUCGACAAGGACCUGGGAUCCUCGUCGCAGUUCCUGGGCGGCGCCACCAUCGCGGCAAAGGACGUGCCCUCGCGCGGGCGAUGGAUGGAGACGGAACUGACGCUGACGCGUUCACACCCCGCCGGCGCCAUCGCCGAAGCCGAGACGGACGCGAAGGCGGCGGGCAAGUACGCAAUCGACCCGGGGGGGGGCAAAGGGGGGAAGGACGGUUCGACCGAUCUGGGCGCGUUGAAAGUUCGCGUCGCGUUCGCGGACGAUUUGCUCGACGCGAUCGAUCGACCCCAGGGAGUGCGGGGUUUCUCCCCAUCCCCAUCGAUCGAUCGACGAGCUCAGGGCGUCUCCCCAUCCCCAUCCGUGCCAGUCGCGCGAUCGCUACCGCGGAUGACGUCGGGUGGGAAGUCGGUAAAGUCCGACGGUACGGUUCCGAGUGUACGCGAGGGUAAGUUUACGCACGACGUCGCGACGGCGUCGGGUCUGAAGACGCGUCGCGUGCACGUGUGCGUCGUCGCCGGCAAGCACCUGGUCUCCGCGGAUGAGAACGGGUUAUCCGAUCCGUACGUCCACGUGGCGCUCGAUAACUCGCCGGCGAGCGUGUUUAACUCGCGAUCGAACCGCACCAAGACGGCGAGACGGACGCUGAACCCGGUGUGGGGCGGUGGCCGAGGCGAGACGUUCACGUUUGUCAGGGCGCCGGGCGCGGCGGAGGUUCAGCUGCGCGUCUGGGACGCCGACGGAGGGUUACAGAGGUCGCAGUUCCUCGGCAUCGCGACGGUACCCCUGUUCGAGGCGCCCGCGGACGGGUCGUGGUCCGAAAACCUGACGGUGUCGUUGUUUCCCGACGGUCCGAGCCAGGAGGCGCGGCACAGCGGGCAGUGCAUGGGGCACCUCGUCGUUCGCGUCGCCGCCGCGUCGCCGUCGCCAAAGACGAAAGCGGCGGGGGUCGUCGGUUCGAUUCCCGGCGGGGGCGAAGAGUUGGAGUUUUGGCCCGACCCGCGCGUGCCGCCCCCCGCGCCCGACGCGGGCCCCUACGUCAACAAGGUGACCAGCUCCACGUUUGUGUACUUUCAGAUCUGCGGCACCCGCGACCUCCCCACGUACAGGCGGGGUCCCGAGGAGACCACGAACGUCAAGGCGACCGUCGCGCUCAACAGCGACAGGCACGUGCAUCACACCGCCGUGCAGGCGGAGGUGCUCAAGGACGCGGUGUGGAUGCCCGAGGUUUGUUCGUUUCCGCGAAACCCCAACAGCUCGACGGUCACCGUGCGGGUCUACGGCAACCUGACCAAGCUCUGGGACCCGACGGUGAUGACGGACAUGGCCCGGGACGUGACGAUGGGGCUGGUCGACCGCGGCGCCGACGGCGAUAAGAAGAAUGGCAAGAAGAAGUCAUCGCGGUACUCGCAGUCCAAGGCUAAGACGACGCGGGGGGUGAGCCGCUGGGCCCGGGGGUUCGGCCCGGACCUCAACAAGAAGCACUUCGCGCUCGGCACCCUCAUAGGCGAGGUGAAGAUCCCGGUCGCGGCGUUAACCCCGGGCGAUACCGUGGACCCGCGGUGGCUUCCCAUCGCGCCCGUGCGCUCCGAUGACGACAAGGUCCCUAGCUGGCUCGCGCCCUACGGCGACAGACUCGGCGAGAUUUGCGUCGCCGCGGGGGCGGGUUUCCUGCGCGAGGCCCCGACGGACCUCGUGAACCCGUCGGAUCACUGGGUGUUACCCACGCUCGGGGAGCUGGAGGUGAGGGUGCUCGAGGUGGUGGGGGAUCCGCCCCCUAAGGACAUCGCGAGCUCCUGGUUCGGUUGGGGUAAACACGAGGAUUCGGUCACCGGCGCGGGAAGCGCCGAGACGGAGAACAUGCUGGCGUCCGGUGACGUCAGCGUGCAGCUCCUGUGGGAGGGCCGCGCCGAGAAGGUGGCGACUCCGCACGAGCACCGCAGCUUCGGCGUCACGGACCCGGCGUCCGAGCUGAGGGUCCUCGUCCUGGCGGAGGGGCCGCUCGCGUUGGACGAGGUGCUGUUGGGCGCGGCGGUGCUGCCGGUCCGCGACGUCAUCGACGCCUCGCGCGUAAACGCAGACCGGGACGACGACCGGCCGGCCGGGCGGGUCGAGACGUGGUUGGACGUCAUCGGCCCGCACAGGACGCUCCGGUCGUCGGACAUGUCCGACGUGAACUUCCGGAUGAGGGUUACCAGGGAGCGAAGGCCUCGGGGGUGGCGCGGGCAAGUCCGCGUCAGCGUCGGGCUCGUUCCCAAGCGGGCCAUGCACCGCUGGUACCUGCGGCAGGUGGCCAGGCCCCGCGGGGAGGCGUACGUGGACGACACGUUCAAAGGGGUGGUGGCGUCGGCGGAGAGAUUGGUCACCGCUUUGCUCGCGCCCGUCACCGCGCCGCUCGCCGCGAUGGCGCACACUCUCUCGGGGCGUUCGCCGGGACUCAACAACGCGUGGAUCGCGUGGCACACCGCGCUGUGCCUGUGCGCUCGGAGGCACGUGCUGUGGGCGUUUUUCCCCCUGUGGUGCGCGAGCGGGGCGUGUUUCGUGGGGUACGCGUGCGCCCUGGCGAGGGACGCGUGCGACGUUCCGGGGAUGUACACGGGCCGCAGGGUGUUGCGGACCAUGUCGGUCCGCGAGGGUCACGUCUCGGAGCGGCGUUCGGCGUCGUCGUCGUCGUCGGCGACGGGGGCGGCGGCGGGGGCGGCGGGGGUCAGUGGGCGGUGGGACGCGUCGGCGGCAUCGAGCAGCCCGGUUUCAAACGGCGCCUCGGUUUCAAACAGCCCGGUUUCGAACGGCGGCUCGGUUUCGAAAGGCUCCGGGAGCUGGUCGAGGAGGUUCGGGUCGGUGGGUUCCAGCUGGUCGAGGAGGUUCGGAUCGUCCCGUUCGAGUUCGAGUCGGACCGACGACGGCUCGGCACGGGGGGUAUCCGUCAAGGACCAAAAGACGCUACGGAAGAAACUGAUCGAGGAGGAGGAGAGGGAUCUGGAAGAGGAGGAGCGCGGGAUCUUCGGAGACGAAUCCGGACUCCAGGUUGUCGACGCCGGAGCCUUCGCACCAUCCGGGUUUGGCUCCGACGUUCUUCACGCGACGCCGCUGAAGGGCAUGGGGAUGAAAGUCGCGGGGAACCGCGUGGAAUCCGACCUGGAACUGUGCAGGCUACGCGUGCAGAGGUGGCUGAAGGAGCUCCGCAGGUUACGCGCCAAGGUGACGCGAGAGCUCGCCGACGAGGAACGCGUCGAGGCGCUCAGGGCGAAGGGCCAGAGCACCAAAGCCGCGCUCCAGCUGAUCCGCAGGGCGGACGCGGCGGCCGGAAGGAAACGCGACAAGCGCCGUUCUCGGCGCGGCAAGGACGACGAUCUAGACGAUCACCACGACGACGCGUACGGGCUGCUGCUCAAGCGCAUGCCGUUCGCCGGCAUCGUCAAGAUGUUCUCGUCCACCAACCCUGCGGAACUCAUCGUCCGGCUGCUGCAGCAGCUCACGUGGACGUUGCUGCUGCUGCUCAAGGCCAUCGGGGUGACGCUCUUCGGUAGCGUGGUGAGCCUCGGGAAGGUGCACAGGGCGCUCGCGGGACCGUGCCGCGCCAUAUGCGCGGCGAUCGACCCUUGGAACGAUCGCCUCGAGGCGCUCGGAGGCGUCCUCUCCUUCCGCGACGGCAACCUGUCCUAUUACGCGUGCGCGGCGGUGACGUCAGUCGCGGCGGCUUGGUCCGCGGCGCUGUACCUCGUAGUUGCGCCCGCGUGGACCUUACUGGACGCGCACAGUCCCGUGAGGCUGUGGCAUCUCGCGUGGAUCGCGGGCGUCGCCCCGUGCGUUCCCGCGGUGAGUCGCGCGGCGUUGAUGAAAAUCGUCGUCGCGAUGGAGCGAGUUCAACAAAACGCGUUGGGAGGCUUACGGGUGCAGCCCAUCUCGUUGGCGAGCAUCCAGGCGCUGGAACGCACGCUCGAGGAGGAGUUCAUCGAGUGCGGCGGUACGUGGGACGGGGUGGAGCGGGCGAUGCGGGACGAGAUGGUAGCGCAGACGACGGAGGCGCGCCGACGAGCCGAGGCGGCGGCGGCGCUCACACGCGGGGAAACUCGAGACGGCGCGGGGAUGAACCCGCUGCGUUGGCUCGCGCACGCCGCGGCGCGCGCGCCGACGAGGCUCGACCACGAGCAUCACAGGCUGCUGAGGCUGGUCAACGUCCCCGCGCGUCCCCGCCGGCUCACGCGCUGA